GCAGCAGCAGCAACAGCAACAACGUCUGGCAAUGUCAGCUCUGGAAGUCGAUGAAGUUUUGUAUGCCAGCAGUGCUGCAACAGCAACAGCAGCAGCAGCAGCCACAACAGCAGUUGCUGAAAGCAGUUAUCAGCAGCAACAGCAGCAACUGCAGCAGCAACAGUCACGUCUUGGGCUUAACAGCGCACAAAUGUUACGCCAACUGGCCGAUAGCACAGAGCUGCUGCAACAACAGCAGCAGCAACAGCAACAGCAUCAAUCAUUGCAGCAACAGCAGCAACAGCACCACACGCUUGCAACAACGUAUCAAGAACGCGCACCGCCGCCACCAUACAGCGCCACCAACAACAGCAAUAAACAGCAACAAAUGUAUGCCGUCGAACAGCAACAACAGCAACAGCAGCAGCAGCAGCAGCAGCAACAACAACAGCAACAAUUGACCACCUAUGAGCAGUUUUUGAAAUUAUCCGCCCAAGAAUACACGCAACUAAAUGUGGCAGCGGAAAGUGCGGCGCUCAACCUAAGCAGUCUGAGUGCCGCGAAGGCGGUUAAUGCUGCCGGCGAUGAGUUGCAAAUGUUGCGGCACGCAAAUGUGGCAGCGGCAAUGGCAGCAACGGUGGCUGUACACACAGUUCCCACCAACACCGAUGCAACAGCUGGCGAUUAAAAAAGCGAGCAGCAUUAAACAAUUAGCAUUAAGUUUUGUUGUUGAACUGAGUUGAAUCGGAGGCUCACAUUUCCCUCUCGUACAUAAAACUAUUAGUUAUACACGUAAGCAAACGCGCAGGCAGCGAAACACACACAUACAGACACACAAAAUCACUCCAAAAUUCGCAAGGUUGGUAAAAUCUAUAUUCCUAGUUAAUUCAAUUCAAAAAAGUAAAUUGAAAAAAAUACCCUUUUCUCUUCCCAUUCCGUUUCGUAAUUUGAUUGAAAGGUGUGUGAAAUUCUUUUAAAUCAAAACUAGUAUACCCUCUUACCCUUUUGGGUAAAAUAACACAGAUAUUAUAAAAGUGAA
This is a messenger RNA of Scaptodrosophila lebanonensis, 1018 nucleotides long. Its product is annotated as transcription factor kayak-like. NCBI's taxonomy places the organism in Eukaryota, Metazoa, Arthropoda, Insecta, Diptera, Drosophilidae. The record is from RefSeq and is a predicted model, not a curated record. The coding region runs from base 32 to 667 and encodes 211 amino acids. The transcript has a single exon.